Messenger RNA from Rattus rattus (black rat), 1930 nucleotides. RefSeq names its product interleukin 27 receptor subunit alpha (gene Il27ra). Bases 1 to 1920 code for a protein of 639 amino acids. Gene Ontology annotation, cellular component: external side of plasma membrane; interleukin-23 receptor complex; interleukin-12 receptor complex. The transcript is spliced from 14 exons. Gene Ontology annotation, biological process: positive regulation of activated T cell proliferation; cytokine-mediated signaling pathway. NCBI's taxonomy places the organism in Eukaryota, Metazoa, Chordata, Mammalia, Rodentia, Muridae. The record is from RefSeq and is a predicted model, not a curated record. Gene Ontology annotation, molecular function: interleukin-27 receptor activity; interleukin-23 binding; interleukin-12 receptor binding.
AUGAGCUGGCUCCGGGUUGCACGCCUCAAGCCGUUGGAGCUUCUACUGCCGCUGCUACCACUGCUGCUCGGGACGCGGCCCCAUGGCAGUCCAGGCCCACUGCAGUGCUACAGCGUUGGCCCCUUGGGAAUCCUGAACUGCUCUUGGGAACCUCUGGGCGACCUGGAGACUCCCCCUGUGCUGUAUCACCAGAGUCAGAAAUACCAUCCCAAUAGAACUAAGGAGGUGAAGGUGCCUUCCAGACAGAGCUGGGUGACCAUUCCCCGGAAACAGUUCACCACGGCUGACGAACUCCUCAUCUGGGGGACACAAGAAGGACAACUUCUCUGGCCCCCUGUCUCUGUGAACCUGAAGACCCAAAUGAAGCCAGACACCCCCCAGAUCUUCUCUGAUGUGGACUUUUUUAAGGAAGAAACCCUGGAGGCCAUUGUGCAGUGGGAACCACCGAAGUGGCCACUGCAUGAAGUCCUCAUCUGUCAGUUCCGGUACAAAAAAUGCCAGACUAAAGAGUGGACCCAGCUGGAGCCACAGCUGAAGACAGACCUGAUGACUCCUAUUGAGAUGCAGAACCUGGAACCUGGCACGGGCUACCAGGUAUCUGGCCGCUGCCAAGUGGAGAAUGGAUAUCCAUGGGGCGAGUGGAGCCCGGACCUGUCGUUCCCGACGCCAUUCUUGGCUCCUGAAGAUGUGUGGGUAUCGGGGACCAUCUGUGAAACAUCUGGCAAACCGGCAGCCCUGCUCUUCUGGAAGGACCCAGGACCUUGUGUCCAAGUGACUUACACAGUCUGGCUUUGGGUUGGAGAUGUUACUACAACCCAAGAAGAGGUCCCGUGCUGCAAGUCCCCUAUCCCUGCACAGACGGAGUGGGCAGUGGUCUCUACUGGCAACCACACCAGCUGGAUGCCUCUCACCAAUCUGUCUUUGGUGUGCUUGGCUCCAGAAUCUGCCCCCAGUGAUGUGAGAGUCAGCAGUACUGAUGGGAUAAAGGUGACCUGGAAACAAGGGACUGGGAAACCAUGGGCAUACGUGGUAGACUGGGCUCAAGAUGGUGACAGCCUGGACACGCUCAACUGGACUCGUCUCCCCCCGGAAAACCUCAGCGCUUUGUUAUCAGGGGAUUUCCAAGCAGGGGUCCCCUAUCGAAUUACAGUGACUGCAAUAUACUCUGGAGGAUUGGCUGCUGCACCCUCAGUUUGGGGAUUCAUAAAGGAAUUAGCACCGCUUGCUGGACCAGCAGUUUGGCGACUCCCAGAUGACCCCACAGGGACACCUGUUGUAGCAUGGGGAGAGGUACCAAGGCACCAGCUCCGAGGCCAGGCUACUCACUACACCUUCUGCAGGCAGAGCCGAGGCAUCCCCACUAUCUGCAUGAAUGUGAGCAGUCAAACCAAGACUGUCACUCUGCCCAACCUUUACUCGGGUCCCUUCAAGCUGUGGGUGAUGGUGUCCACUGCUGCAGGACAGGGCCCACCUGGUCCCAGCCUUUCACUUCACCUACCAGAUAACAGGAUCAGGUGGAAAUUUCUGCCCUGGGUUCUGUCCCUGUGGGGCUUGCUUCUGGUGGGCUGUGGCCUGAGCCUGGCCCCUCCCAGCAAUAUGUUUGCCACCGGGUCCCUGCUGGCCAGGUGCUUAUACCAGAGACACAAGUUGCUUCCCCAAUGGAUCUGGGAGAGAGUUCCUGACCCUGCCAACAGCAAUUCUGGGCAACCUUACAUAAAGGAGGUGAGCCUGCCCCAGCCACCCAAGGACGGACCCAUCCUGGAGGUAGAGGAAAUGGAGCUACAGCCUGUUACAGAGUCCCCUAAAGCCUCUGUCCCACUUUACUCUGGGUAUGAGAAACACUUCCUGCCCACACCAGAGGAGCUGGGCCUUCUGAGGCCUCCAGCCCCCAGAGUUCUGGACUGUUCUGCUUCAGGCUAGGGGCUGUAUC